This is a messenger RNA of Argiope bruennichi, 8839 nucleotides long. It is a transcript of the gene Ufd4, whose product is annotated as E3 ubiquitin-protein ligase HECTD1-like. The coding region runs from base 362 to 7912 and encodes 2516 amino acids. Gene Ontology annotation, cellular component: nuclear speck. The transcript has 45 exons. The record is from RefSeq and is a predicted model, not a curated record. Lineage: Eukaryota; Metazoa; Arthropoda; Arachnida; Araneae; Araneidae. Gene Ontology annotation, molecular function: ubiquitin protein ligase activity; protein binding; metal ion binding. Gene Ontology annotation, biological process: anatomical structure development; proteasome-mediated ubiquitin-dependent protein catabolic process; protein K63-linked ubiquitination.
GAGUGACUGAAUGGUAUUUUCUAUGUCAUGGUUUCGAGUUAUUCUGUUUACUUCGAAGUAGUUCUACUUUCAUCAGAAUUAUGACUUGAAAAUUGUUAGAAAAACAUUUUAUUAGUGAAACAUUAUAAGUAGUUUUAUUUUGACGUUCUUUUCGAGGAUUCUUAUUGUAAAUUGAACGUUUCUCCCUUCUGUUCCCCAUAAAUUGUUAUCUCUAUGGUGAUUCUUUGAAAAGCCUAGUGAACAAACGAACCAGUGUUUACCAUGACUUGAAAACAUUUGUAUGUCUUUCACGCAAAUUUUAUAUAACUAUACAAAGUAACUACUUGUAAUUACUUGUAAAUAGGUAUCAAAAGUAAUAAAAAUGGCUGAUGUUGAUCCUGAAACGCUAUUGGAAUGGCUUAAUAUGGGCCAGGGUGACGAAAGAGAUAUGCAAUUGAUUGCAUUAGAACAACUUUGUAUGCUGCUUUUAAUGUCUGAUAAUGUGGACAGAUGUUUUGAAAGCUGCCCACCUAGGACUUUCCUUCCUGCUCUUUGCCGUAUUUUCUUGGAUGAAUGUGCUCCGGAUAAUGUUCUAGAAGUUACAGCACGAGCCAUCACCUAUUAUUUGGAUGUAUCUGCAGAAUGCACCAGACGUAUUGUUGCUGUUGAUGGUGCAAUCAAAGCUAUUUGCAAUCGCUUGGUUGUUGCUGAUGUUUCAUCUAGGGCUAGCAAAGAUUUAGCUGAACAGUGUAUCAAGGUUUUAGAGCUUAUUUGCACAAGGGAAGCAGGAGCUGUUUUUGAUGCAAGUGGUUUAAAUUGCGUUCUUACAUUUAUCCGUGAUAUUGGUUCCUUAGUUCAUAAGGACACUUUGCAUUCUGCCAUGGCUGUUGUUUCAAGACUUUGUGGGAAAAUGGAACCACAUGAUGCAAGCCUGCCAAGUUGUGUUGAAGCUCUGUCUGUAUUAUUAAAGCACGAUGAUUCUCAUGUAUCUGAUGGUGCUUUAAGGUGCUUUGCAUCUCUAGCUGAUAGGUUUACCCGUAGGGGCAUAGAUCCUGCUCCUUUAGCAGAACAUGGACUUGUGAAUCGAUUGUUAGUGAAAUUAAAGAGUGUUAGUGCAAACAGUAAUGCUAGUAAUACUUCAGCAGCACCAGGAUCACCAGAAGUUAAAACAUCAUCUAGCAUAUCAACAACAAUUAGCUUGUUAUCUACUUUGUUUCGAGGCUCCCCUAGUAUAACUUACGACCUUCAUAGAUCUGAUCUACCUACUGCAAUUGAAUCGGCUGUGCAAGGUGAUGAAAGGUGUGUUCUGGAUACAAUGCGCCUUGUCGAUCUUCUGUUAGUACUUCUAUUUGAAGGAAGAAAAGCACUGCCAAAAUCAACUCAGGGAGGUGCUCCUCCAGCUAGAAUACCUAGUCUUCGCCGUGUUGAUACUGCAGGUGAAAGAACCCACCGUCAACUCAUAGAUUGUAUUCGUAGCAAAGAUACAGAUGCUUUAAUUGAUGCUAUUGAUUCUGGUGGUAUUGAAGUAAAUUUUAUGGAUGAUGUUGGCCAAACUUUACUAAAUUGGGCGUCUGCUUUUGGUACUCAAGAAAUGGUGGAAUUUUUGUGUGAGCGUGGUGCUGAUGUGAAUAAAGGUCAGCGGUCAUCUUCAUUACAUUAUGCAGCUUGCUUUGGUAGACCAGGUGUUGCAAAGGUAUUAUUAAGACAUGGUGCAAAUCCGGAUUUGAGAGAUGAAGAUGGUAAAACACCAUUAGAUAAAGCUAGGGAACGGAAUGAUGAAGGCCAUAGGGAAGUAGCUGCUAUUCUUCAGUCACCUGGAGAAUGGAUGUGCCCUGUCUCUGAAAGUUCCAAGUUAGGUGAAAGAAAGCAAGUAGAAACUGAUAUUGAUACUGAACCUAAAGGAGAUCCUGAAAUGGCUCCUCUAUAUCUUCAACAGCUUCUGCCUGUAUUUUAUAAAUUAUAUCAGAGAUCUAUGAUUAGAUCUGUAAGAAAAGCAAGCUUAAAUCUUAUUCGAAAGAUGAUUCAUUAUAUCAGCCCAAGUUUAUUAGUAGAAUUUUCCAGUUCUGAUGUGGGUGCUAAGAAUUUCGCCACUCUUUUAACUGAAGUGAUAUCUAGUGUACUGGAUAGUGAGGAAGAAGAAGAUGUUUUGUUACAAACUCUGAACAUUAUUAAUGAUUUGAUGCUAAAAGGAAGAGAAAUAUAUCUGGACCAUUUUGCUCGUCUUGGAGUCUUUACAAAAGUAUUAGCGUUAGCUGGUCCCAGUGAUAGUGAUGAUGAGAAUAAGAAAAUCAAAGAUGAUGGGGAUGAAGAUUUUCUCUUGGAAGAUGCUAAAGAAAUUCUACCUGGUAAACCUUACCACUGGCGAGAUUGGAGCAUUGUUCGUGGCCGGGACUGUUUAUAUCUGUGGAGUGAUGCAGCAGCAUUGGAGUUGUCUAAUGGAAGCAAUGGAUGGUUUCGAUUUAUUCUUGAUGGGAAAUUAGCGACUAUGUAUUCUAGUGGUAGUCCUGAGAAUGGUUCAGAUAGUUCAGAAAAUCGAGGGGAAUUUCUAGAAAAACUGCAAAGAGCAAGAAGUCAGGUCAAAAUAGGCUCCACAAGUCAACCCAUUUUGUCUGCUCCUGGUCCCGCACGUUUAGUUGUUGGAAAUUGGUCUAUUUUUUGCAAAAGGGAUGGUGAAAUCAGUAUACACAAUUCUGAUGGUCAGCAGCAAGCUACAGUUUUGAAAGAAGAUUUGCCAGGAUUUAUAUUUGAGUCAAACCGUGGAACCAAACAUUCAUUCACUGCUGAAACUUCAUUGGGACCAGAGUUUGCUGCUGGAUGGGCUGGAAAGAAAGGAAAGCGCCUAAAAUCAAAACUUGAGGCUCUGAAACAAAAGGUUAAAACUCAAGCAAGAGAACUAUAUGACAACUAUUUUAAAUCUGCUCAAGCACAUCCUAGGGGUAUGGUUGCAAGAUUAUGUAAUAUUGUAAGUCAAAUUGAAAGAGCAUGCCAAAAGCAAAUGUCAAAUCCGAAUUCCAAUGUCCUUGCAGCUAAUGAUUGGAAAAUCAUUCUUCUGUCUGCUUUGAACGAUCUAGCUGCCUUGCUACAGGAUGAAAGAGCAGUAUCUGCUUAUGAGCUCUACAGUAGUGGGGUUGUACAAGCUCUACUUAAAUUAUUGGGGAAAAAUAAAUUUGAAGAUGGGAAUAAUGUUUUAUGCCAUUCAAAUAAACUACAAAAAGAUCGAAUUUCAAUUUUUAAGAAAUGCUUUACUGAGCAAGUUAGUUCAGAUAGCGAUGUGUUGGCUUCAGUUGCUCUGGUCCGAAAACUUGUGGCUGUGUUGGAAUCAAUUGAAAAAUUACCUGUGUAUUUAUAUGAUACAAAUGGUGGUGGUAAUGGGUUGCAGAUUUUGACGAGGAGGCUUCGAUUUCGACUUGAGAGAGCCCCUGGAGAGACUACUUUGAUAGAUAGAAGUGGACGAGGUUUGAAAAUGGAACCACUGACCACUGUUGGACAAUUAGAAAAACAUUUAGUAAAAAUGGUUGCAAAACAGUGGUAUGAUUAUGAUCGAUCAACAUUUGCAUUUGUGAAGAAGCUAAAAGAGCCUGGCACAAGAAUCGAGUUUGUUCAUCAGAAGGAUUUUGAUGAUAAUGGGGUUAUAUAUUGGAUUGGUACAAAUGGACUAACUGUUAAUGAAUGGGUCAACCCAGCUCAAGUUGGUCUUGUCAUGGUUACAGCAUCAGAAGGUAGAAAUCUACCUUAUGGUAGACUUGAAGAUAUUCUUAGUAGGGAAGCAUCUGCUCUUAAUUGCCAUACAAACGAUGAUAAAUUUUCUUGCCAUAGGAGAGCUUGGUUUGCUAUAGAUCUUGGCCUGUGGUUAAUACCCAGCCGAUAUACCUUGCGUCAUGCCAGAGGCUAUGGAAGAUCUGCUUUGAGAAAUUGGUUGUUUCAAGUAUCAAAAGAUGGUACAAAUUGGUUGACAUUAUUCACACAUGUGGAUGAUUGUGCUUUGAAUGAACCUGGAUCAACUGCUUCUUGGCCUUUGGAACCUCCUCCUGAAGAAGAACAAGGCUGGCGUCAUAUAAGACUUCAGCAAACUGGAAAAAAUGCUAGUGGACAAACACAUUAUUUGUCUUUGUCUGGUUUUGAAAUUUAUGGUACUGUAACUGGAGUAUGUGAUGAUUUGGUUUAUAUAGGGAAAGCUGCAAAAGAAGCUGAAGCUAAUUUACGACGUCAGCGAAGAUCUGUAAAGCAGCAGCUGAAAUACAUGAUUCUUGGUGCUAGGAUUGUACGUGGGCCAGACUGGAAAUGGAGAGAUCAGGAUGGCAAUCCUCCUGGUGAAGGGACGAUAUCAGGUGAAUUACAUAAUGGUUGGAUUGAUGUAGCUUGGGAUCAAGGUGGUGCUAAUUCUUAUCGUAUGGGUGCUGAAGGAAAAUAUGAUUUAAAACUUGCUCCUGGCUUUGAUCCUGAAGCUCACCUUGCUUCUGCUGCAAGUUCAGCAUCUACCAUAGCUAGUUUAAAGCAGCGUGCUAAAUCAGUGACUUCAACUAUUGGAUCAUCCUUGACUUCUGCUGGAAUUAAAGUAGCCAGAACUAUAACUACUGACUCAUCAUCAGCUAGAGGCAGUGUGUCAAGCAGUACCUUUGGAACUUGUGAAGCAUCAGCAUUAAGCAUGGUUUCUUCUUCCUCAUCAGCUUCUGAUCAAGCUAAUGCAUCCGAACAUGUAAAGCAAGCCGCUGAAAUGCUAGCAGAAAAUGUUCUGACAAGUGCUAGUGCUGAAGCUGCUGUAGCGAGUGCUGAGCCUCCUGAUUUUGAAAAUAAUGCUACCUCCUUUAAAAAAUCCUUAUUAAUGCGGCAUGAAUUUGCAGCAUCUAUGGGCAUUGGUUUGUCAUCCACAAAAGAGGAAUCGGAAGAUUCUUCCUCUAUUAGAGACUCGAUUGAAAAUUUACAUUUAUCUGAAAACAUGCAAAGGCCUUCUCCUAAUGAGAGAAAUGUUGAUAAUCAGCUUCAAAAUUCUAGAGACUCAACUUCUGCAGGAAAUGCUAUGAGUGUUAGUGCACCAAAUUUGUCGAACACAAAUGUUAGUGAUUCAACGGUUAGUCUUCUUGAAACAUUUGCUGCUAUAGCUCGUAGAAGAGCUAAUGGUAAUGCAUCAAAUUCUAGUGCAGCAAACUCUAUUUUCAAUAGAGGUUCUAAUAAUGUUGGAAGUCUGGUGCGCUUAGCUCUAUCAUCAAAUUUUUCAGAAAUACUUGCUGAUCUUCUUGGGGAGUUACCUGUGAUAGAAACUCCAUCAGAAAGUGCCAGCAUUGCGAAUCUCACUGCUUCAGGAGGUCCAUUAACUACUGCGCAGAGUUACCCAAGUUUAACCACUACUACAACAUCUGCAUUACCUGGAAGUCAAUCUGCAAGUGGAGGAGCAUCUGCAGGGUCUUUUGGUCAGUCUCUUACUGUUAGUCUUACUUCAACUUCAAGUGAAAGUGAACAGGACUUCUUGGAUAGCUGCCGAGCAACAACUCUUCUGGUUGAUCUGGAUGAUGAUGAAGAGUUACCCGAUCCUGAAGAUGAUGAAAAUGAGGAUGAUGAUGAGAAUGAAGAUGACAAUGGUUUUGAAGAUAUAACUGAUGAUGAGGCUGAUAUAGAAAAUGGUAAACCAAGAAGCUGGGAUGAUGAUUUUGUUCUUAAAAGGCAAUUUUCAGCAUUGAUUCCUGCAUUUGAUCCUAGGCCUGGACGAACUAAUGUGAAUCAGAUUUCAGAUUUGGAAAUACCUGCUCCAGGAUCUGAUGUUGCUGAAACAGAUGAUAAACAACUAUCUCCAUCUCAGCCAAAGCUUUCAUUGCAACUUAAAGGUCCAAACAUACCUGGAGUGCCAGAUGUAGUUUUUGAACUUUCAAAUCCUGACUGGACUAUAUUCCGUGCUGUACAACAAGUAGUACAAGAUUCUCAAAUGGGAACUCGUCAAGACAAAAUUAGACGAAUAUGGGAACCAACUUACACUAUUAUUUACAAAGAAGCCAAAGAAAAGAAACUUAAGGAUAUAAAGUAUAAUGGUAAACAUCAAACAUCAAAAGAUUUUGGAAAGGGAUGGGAUCAAGGAUUUGGCUGUGUCAAUUCUUGUCAUUUGCCGUCCGUUUCAAUGGAACCUACAGGCUGUACAGUUGAAGAAGUUUUACAGGUCUUGCGUCUAGUUUAUGUGCUUUCAAAAGAAACUUCGCACAAUUGGGAAGACUCUACAUUUAAAGUUCAUGCUGAAGAAUUUAUUAGCAAGAAAAUAACAACAAAAUUAGUCCAGCAAUUACAGGAUCCAUUAGUGUUAUCUUCAGGUGCCCAGCCAGAUUGGUGCGAAUAUCUUACUUAUUCAUGUCCUAUGAUAUUUCCUUUUGAAACAAGAAAUUUGUAUUUUACUUGUACAGCAUUUGGUGCAUCAAGAUCAAUUGUAUGGCUGCAAAAUCAAAGAGACAUGGCUUUGGAAAGGAAUCGUGGGCCUUCUCCAAGAAGAGAUGAUUCUCAUGAGUACCGAAUUGGCAGACUAAAACAUGAAAGGGUUAAAGUACCUAGAGGUGAACGCUUGUUAGAUUGGGCAAUGCAAGUUUUAAAAGUACAUGCUGCUCGCAAAAGCAUUUUAGAGGUCGAGUUCACUGAUGAAGAAGGUACUGGUCUGGGACCUACUUUAGAAUUUUUCACUUUAGUUGCAGCAGAACUACAGCGAAGAGACUUGAAACUGUGGCUUUGUAAUGAUGAUAUUAGAGAUACUCCUUUAUCAAAAAUAGAAAGCGGGCCUGUGAAGCCUCCAGGUUAUUAUAUAACCAAUACGUACGGUCUCUUCCCAGCUCCAUUGCCUCAAGAUGGUGAAAUUGUCGAAAGUGUUAUACCUUACUUCCAUUUCCUUGGAAUGUUCUUGGCAAAAGCACUGCAAGAUAAUCGCUUAGUAGAUUUGCCUAUUUCUCGUCCGUUUUUGAAGUUGAUGUGCCAUGGCGAAGUUUUAAGUAAAAUGAAAGAUAGGGAAGCUGUAUCUAGUCCGUCUGUCGCUGCAAUGGUUUCUUCGUUCACUGAAGACGACCUUUAUGUAGUUCUCACCGAGGAACAGCAUAAGAAAAAUAAAAAGUAUAAAAAGUCCCCACCAGAACCUUCAUAUGCUUGGUUUCAUGAUAUUCUUGGUUAUGAAGAUUUCUUGGAAGUUAAUGAACUUCAGGCUAAGUUUUUAAGGCAAUUGCAAGAGCUAGCUUCAAAAAAGCAUUGCAUUUUAGCUGAGAGAAGUCUUUCCAAAGAAGAUCGCAUCAACCAACUGAAGAAUUUAAGUAUUCCUAUGCCAAAUUGUCAAAAUCCUGGAAUGGCAGUGAAAAUUGAAGAUUUAACCCUCACAUUUCAGUAUUUUCCUCCAUCCAAAGUUUAUGGUUUUACAGCUGUUAACUUAAAAUCAGGCGGUGAAGAUAUAGGAGUAACACUAGAUAAUGUAGAAGAAUAUGUUGAGCUAAUGACCGACUAUUGUCUACACACUGGUAUUCGCAAGCAGAUGGAAGCAUUUAAAGCUGGAUUUAAUGUUGUAUUCCCAAUGGAGAAACUUGGAGCUUUUAGCCCUGAAGAAGUGAGACUGAUGCUGUGUGGUGAUCAAAAUCCAACAUGGACAAAAGAAGAUAUUCUUGCAUACACCGAACCAAAGCUGGGCUUUACAAGGGAAAGCCUUGGCUUCCAGAAUUUCGUGAAUGUUUUAGUAAAAAUGGAUGGAAAGGAGAGAAAGUCUUUUCUGCAGUUUGCAACUGGUUGCUCAUCUUUACCUCCUGGUGGUUUGGCCAAUCUUCACCCAAGGUUGACUAUUGUUCGAAAAGUUGAUGCAACAGAUGGAAGUUACCCAUCAGUGAAUACUUGCGCCCAUUAUCUGAAACUACCAGAUUAUUCUUCAGAAGACAUAAUGAAGGAAAGACUUUUGGCUGCAACUCGAGAAAAGGGAUUUCAUCUAAACUGAUUUUGGUGUUUUUUUAGUGCAUAAAUCUACUGUUACAGCUCUAACAGACUUUUGCAGCUUCAAGUACAUGAUUUUAUGUACAUAAACUGCUUAAAGUCUCAGGGAUUGUUGACUGAGAUACAAGAGGAAUGUGUACCUCCCUAGUCCUCCAAACUAUUCAUGCGAGCUUUCUCAAAGUGAGAUAAGUACGGUAAAAAAACUGAAUAAGUGCUUGUCCAUGAGACUUUUUUCAAAUGCAAAGAUUUAUUAACCGCCUUUUUUCAUGUGGUGCCUCAUGAUAAUGCUGCAUUGCAAUUGCUUCAAAGAUUGUAAAUAGUUAUCCUGUGGAAAAACUUAAAUGUGAUAUUACUAUAUAUAUUAGCUAAAAGGGUGAAAGAACCCUAAAUAAAUGGUUUAGUACAGUUAAUAAAUAUGCAUUUCAAUAGAUUUCAUUGCAGUUUUUUUUUAUUAAAAGAAUCUUUUUAUUUAAAUUACAAAAUAAAAUUAGAACUCCCAUGAAUCUAACCAUUUUAUCCUGCUUGUUGAACUGUUAGCAGCAGCAGAAUUGUCCAUUCCAUAUGCCAGUGGACUGAAUAAAAUGAAGCUGUAAGAAAAUCAUUAUUAGUGAGAACUGUGAUGUUAAAUCAACUAUAAAAUGAUUGUUAUUUACAGCACUUUUUAUUUCAACAAUGUUCAUCCUAAGAUAUAAGUUACAUUUAAUAAUCUGUAUUUUCCAAUCAGUUCUUUUUAUCUGGAUUAUGUUUCUUACAAAUCAUUUGUAUGCUCCACUGCAAUAAUUUUUAGGUGACUAAUUAAAUGUACACUUAGAUAUAUACUGAAAUAAUGGUAUGUCUUGAACAAUGGGCAGUAAUCGUGUAUUGAAUCUACAUCUUUGUAUAAUCAAUCCAGAAAAAUGUUAUUAAUAAAAAUUUAAAUUCUGGUUCUGCA